CGACAUGAGCUCGAGGAAGAUACAGGCGUAGCGACCAGUGCAGAAUUUGAACCCACCAUGAUGGAUUACUGGACUGCAUCCAUGUGGGUCGGCACAACUUAUGUGUCGUGCACCUGAGCAUGGAUGCAAAAAUGGCUCCGAGACAGAUUACGAGCGCGAUCUUGACCUGUUCCACAACAGUGUUCUCUUACCACAAAAGUCGUUCCUGAGUCUCAUAUGGCAAUUGGCAACGUCCGUGUUGCGGCUCCUUUUCAAAAUAGCAGGUACUAGUAUAUAUGAACCACAAUGUCUUUUAUUCAUCACGAGCUGUCAGAAAUCCCUUUGCAGUUCAACUUCCAAAAGUACGAAGAUGAAAACAACUACUUCUUCGCUUAUAACUGCUGGAAAGACAACAACGCAACAAUAUUCCGAACAAGAAAAGCCAUACCCUUAUACCCGGAAGAGCAGAAUCCAGAGAGCUUGUGAGAAGUGCAAGCAAAAGAAGACCAGAUGUGAUGGAGCUUUACCUUGCAAGAAGUGCAAGGAGCACAAUUAUAUUUGUGUGACAACAAGACCGAGCACGACCAAGUACAAACAAGUACCUGCCGGCUACGCCGAAGCUUUGGAAAACUGUCAACUCACCUUAGUCAACACAAUCCAUGAACUCUACUCCAUGGUGAGAAAUGGAAAGUCGUGGGAUCUCGGCGAGCCGGAAAUCAAUGAUCAAGGCCAACCCCUUGUUCACAAUAUCGCCACUCUACUUGGAUGUGUUCGAUCCGGAUCUCCAAUGUCCGUUCACACUCCUUUACCCCAAGAUGAGACGGGCUUAGCCGAACUAGCAGCAGAACGGCAAGCUCGUCAAACAGAUCUACAAGUUGCUGGAGAAAUCCAGCAAGAGACAGAUGCAGCAUGUCGUCAGCACCCCAGCAAGCCCUUACAAACUCUUUUUCCACUUGUUUCUAGAGCGAAAGCGAGAUUCGAAAAGGGAACUCGUAAUAACUCAUGCAUUCAAGGAUGGAUGACAUGUUAAUGACUUUCUAUUGCAUGGCAGUAGUUCUGUUCACUGUCGGCAUCCUGUGGGAAAAAACAAUCUCGAUUCCAACUUACUACGGUGGUCCUUGCGCUUCUGGAACUGUACACAUGUACUUCUCCAAUGCAUAUAAGUUUCGAAGCAUACUCGACGGCGGCAGUAGUAUAUAUCCAAGUGUGAGUACGACCCGGGAGCUACAAACUAUUUACACCAACAUUAACAUAACGGUUCAGACUGUGUUCAAUUUCGAGUUCGUGUCGAAAACCGACCGUUUCAUAUACGAUGCUUUGCAAAUGAAGCCAGAUUCCGUUACCAUGGUUCCUUACAAGACUGUGGCUGGGGACUUCUUAGUCUACACAGUGAACUCUCGUGCACUUCUUG
This is a messenger RNA of Truncatella angustata, 1390 nucleotides long. RefSeq lists its product as uncharacterized. The transcript is spliced from 3 exons. The record is from RefSeq and is a predicted model, not a curated record. Gene Ontology annotation, molecular function: zinc ion binding; DNA-binding transcription factor activity, RNA polymerase II-specific. NCBI's taxonomy places the organism in Eukaryota, Fungi, Ascomycota, Sordariomycetes, Amphisphaeriales, Sporocadaceae. Gene Ontology annotation, biological process: regulation of DNA-templated transcription. Bases 101 to 1009 code for a protein of 302 amino acids.